CAAGAGCCAGUCUCCUGCCUUGUUUGUAAGCGAAUGGACUUGGUUUGCCAACGAAUGUUAAAUCAGGGAUUUCUGAAGGUGGAAAGAUACCACAACUUGUGUCAAAAGCAAGUUAAAGCUCAGCUUCCAAGGCGAGAGUCAGAGAGAAGAAACCAUUCAUUAGCUCGUCACGCAGACAUCCUUGCUGCUGUAGAAACGAGACUCUCUCUGUUAAAUAUGACUUUCAUGAAGUAUGUGGAUUCCAAUCUCUGCUGCUUCAUACCUGGAAAGGUAAUAGAUGAAAUUUAUCGUGUGCUAAGGUAUGUAAACUCUACAAGAGCUCCUCAGAGAGCUCAUGAAGUUCUUCAAGAACUAAGGGACAUUUCCUCCAUGGCUAUGGAAUAUUUUGAUGAGAAGAUUGUUCCAAUACUGAAAAGAAAGAUGCCUGGGUCAGAUGUAUCGGGACGUCUGAUAGGAACUGCCCCAGGAACUUUAUUAAAAUCAACAUUCCCAAGCUCAAAUUCCAGUAUGGUUUUAGUACUUAGGAAGAGUGAUUCUAAAGAAGCAUGGAAAAUAAAUUCCUUUCUUCUAAAAAUUCCAGGGCCUUCUGCAGCACUGACAACAAUGCAGCUGUUCUCCAAGCAGAACCCCUCAAGACAGGAAGUCACCAAACUCCAGCAGCAAGUAAAAGCGAAUGGCACGGGCUUGACAGCGCUAAAGCGAGAAAUCUCAGAGCUUCGCAUCAAAGUGCAAGAGCAACAGAAACAACUCCAAGAUCAAGAUCAGAAACUGCUAGAGCAAACCCAAAUCAUAGGUGAACAGAAUGCCCGGUUGGCUGAGCUCGAACGCAAGCUGCGAGAGGUGAUGGAGAGUACAGUAGGAAAUUCUUCAGGUUCUGGCUCAAAUGAACAAUCUCCAAGAAAACGGAGGAAGGCAGUUGAAUCCCCAGACUGUCCUAGGAAAUCUAAACGCCUUCGAAACAGAAAAUAACUUGGGAGUAAAUGACACCUUCAGGAGGAUACACUGCUUUAGUAGCCCAAGCAGGUCUGCUUGUUUGGAUACUGUGACUAGCUUCAUGGUGUCACUUAGGCUGCUGGCUCUUCAAAACACCACUUAGACUUGAACAGUAAUUUUCUUUCAUUGAGACUUUUCCCCUGCUUUCUGUAUGGGUGGGCCUAAUGCACAGAAUCUUUAAGAUUUGCAAUAGAUACAUACUAACCAGACCUGCUCUGUUAUGUUUUGAAGGGUUAAUCUUUUUUUCUGUGCAGAUGUGUUUAAAGUAAACUUAUUUGUGUUUAUGCAUAUGUUCACAUAAAAUCUUAAAUAAAUUCAGUCUUAACUGACUAAAAAGUUAAGCGUAAAAACAGAUGUCAUGUUCACUUGAAGGAAAGAUCUGCUUUUAAAAUCUUGUUCUAGAGAACUUGACCUUUUUUUGUUACAAGUGACCUUGUCUGGAAUGUCUGAAAAGUAGUUAAUACUUUUUGGAGAUCUCUGUAAGGAGUAAAACUGACUUCUUAAGCUACAGUAUUGGCUAUAUAUUUUUGUAAACUUAGAAAGGAAGGGCCUUCUAUCCAGUCUUCACAUGCACACACCCUGGUUCUAGGUCUUGGGAGCCAUAUUCUGCAUUUGCAUGGAUAGAUGCAUGUACAGCUUAGCCUGCUAAAAGCACUUGCCUGAAAUUGUUCUUAACUCUGGGAGAGUCAAGACACCUAUAAAGCAAUUUGUUUGUUCCUCAGCCAUAACUUAGCACCUGCUUUCAGCACAACUGCUUUCUUACAAUGAGGUGGACUUAGGAAGCUCCUUGCAGAAGAGCUUGGACCCAGGCUGUCUGCCACUUUCACUGCCUGCAGAUUGCAGGUAUUGUUAGCCAAAGCUGGAGAAUUGAGAAGCUGCCUAUGCAUCCCUUGAUUCAUGGGCCAACAUCUAACAAGUAUCAGACAAACUGUCCCUACAGUAACCAAGCUCCGGGGGACACUGAUUGAAUGAAAUGCUGUAGUAUGGAAAAACUUAAAACUAUUUUGUGU
This is a messenger RNA of Egretta garzetta (little egret), 2003 nucleotides long. It is a transcript of the gene FBXO28, whose product is annotated as F-box protein 28. The coding region runs from base 34 to 969 and encodes 311 amino acids. The record is from RefSeq and is a predicted model, not a curated record. Gene Ontology annotation, biological process: protein polyubiquitination. NCBI's taxonomy places the organism in Eukaryota, Metazoa, Chordata, Aves, Pelecaniformes, Ardeidae. The transcript is spliced from 6 exons.